UAUGAGAGUGGGAACCGCAGUAGCAGUCAAAAAGUGAUUCACGCUCGCGAACGCUAAGAGCAAUUUUAACAAAUAGAAAAUUAUUUCGCACUGCCGCCAGACUUACCAUUAGAAAAUUUAAAUAAUUUUAUAAGGCCGCCGCCGCGAGUAUUUUGGAAAGUGUAAAAUCUACAGCCCGCUACGUCUGCGUCGGCUCAAACAUUGACUGCGCGUGUGUACAUGCGUGUGUAUGUGUUUGUGUGAAAGGAGGAGGAGAAGCAACACACAAAAAAAAGUGUACAGACGACGCGCAGACGCAACGAUCUGCAGUGGCUAAUUAAAAGUACCGAAAAAACGGGAGUGAAAAUUAAUUAAUUACAGGCGGAAAUUUCGCCAAAAAGCUGAUCACGAGUUGGUUAACAAGCAGUAAACAGCGAUAAUAACAAAAUGGGUUGUGCCGUGAGUACAGCACGAGAUAAAGAAGCCAUCGAACGUUCCAAAAACAUCGACCGGGCGCUCAGAGCCGAAGGAGAACGCGCCGCCUCUGAGGUUAAGCUGCUGCUCUUGGGCGCCGGCGAGUCGGGCAAAUCGACAAUAGUCAAACAGAUGAAGAUCAUUCACGAGACGGGCUACUCGCAGGAGGAGUGCGAGGAGUACCGACGCGUCGUCUACAGCAACACCGUACAGAGUUUGAUGGUCAUAAUACGAGCGAUGGGCCGGCUAAAGAUCGAAUUUGCGGAUCCUGCAAAAACAGACAUUGCGCGCCAAUUCUUUACACACGCCUCGGCCGCCGACGAGGGCAUCCUGCUGCCGGAGAUCGUGCUGCUGAUGAAGAAGCUUUGGUCGGACGCUGGUGUGCAGCAAUCGUUUGCACGCUCGCGCGAAUAUCAGCUGAACGACUCGGCUGGCUACUAUCUGAACUCACUGGACCGCAUCGCGCAGCCCAACUACAUACCCACACAGCAGGAUGUGCUGCGAACACGUGUGAAGACCACUGGAAUCAUUGAGACGCAUUUCACUUGCAAACAGCUGCACUUUAAACUAUUCGAUGUGGGCGGACAGCGUUCGGAGCGCAAGAAGUGGAUUCAUUGCUUUGAGGGCGUGACAGCUAUUAUCUUUUGUGUGGCACUCUCAGGUUACGACUUGGUUCUGGCUGAGGAUGAGGAAAUGAAUCGCAUGAUUGAAUCACUGAAGCUCUUCGAUUCCAUAUGUAAUUCCAAAUGGUUUGUGGAAACAUCCAUUAUAUUAUUCUUGAACAAAAAGGAUUUGUUUGAGGAGAAAAUUAAGCGAUCUCCCCUAACGAUAUGCUUCCCAGAAUACACUGGUUCCAAUACAUUCGAGGAGGCCGCCAACUAUAUUCGCAUGAAGUUUGAAAAUCUCAACAAACGAAAAGACCAAAAAGAGAUAUAUACGCAUUUAACCUGCGCCACAGAUACAAACAACGUGAAAUUUGUAUUCGAUGCAGUCACUGAUGUCAUCAUCAAGAACAAUCUGAAGCAAAUCGGUCUUUUCUAAUGGGAGAGAGAGGGAGCAGCUUAUGCGAUUAAAGUGCGUCUUAGUAUUAAAGGAAAACGCGCAAACAUUUCCAUUACAUUAUAAUUAAUUAACUAUAAACAUAAAACCACAUAUUUGUAAUCUGUAUUUUAUGUAUAUACUCAUAUGUAUAUGCUUUCAAUACGAAUACGCUUUACAAGCUCUUGAGUUAUAUUUACUUACAUAUAUAUUUAAAACCGAUUUUUGUUGCCAGUAGUCGCGGAACAAAUAACCAACUGCAAUUAAUUAAGUUAACCGUUAAAAAUGCUAUAAGUGAACUAAUUAAAAUACGUAUCUACUGUAUGUAUGUAAUUUAACACAGUGUAAAGUAGACGCCAGGAGCUUGGUAAAGAUGGCUGUCCAGAUGUGUAGCCCACAGAUGUGGCCAGCUACCUUUGUGCUUAGUUAAGAUUUAAGUAAUUUAAUUAUGUGACAAAUUUGCAUGGCGUAAAAGAGGUGAACUUUCCAACAUUUGUUUACUUUAUCUUUUACGCGCUGCAUUUUCGGCACGUUUUCCAAUACUGUCAUGAAUUUGCCAAGAGCUUAGCGCACUAAAAAACAAAAACAAAAUAA
Drosophila arizonae is the source of this 2085-nucleotide messenger RNA. RefSeq names its product G protein alpha i subunit (gene Galphai). Gene Ontology annotation, molecular function: GTPase activity; GTP binding; G protein-coupled receptor binding. NCBI's taxonomy places the organism in Eukaryota, Metazoa, Arthropoda, Insecta, Diptera, Drosophilidae. Gene Ontology annotation, cellular component: heterotrimeric G-protein complex; cytoplasm. Gene Ontology annotation, biological process: adenylate cyclase-modulating G protein-coupled receptor signaling pathway. The record is from RefSeq and is a predicted model, not a curated record.